This is a messenger RNA of Trichoderma gamsii, 207 nucleotides long. RefSeq lists its product as hypothetical. Gene Ontology annotation, cellular component: endoplasmic reticulum. The transcript has 3 exons. NCBI's taxonomy places the organism in Eukaryota, Fungi, Ascomycota, Sordariomycetes, Hypocreales, Hypocreaceae. The record is from RefSeq and is a predicted model, not a curated record. The coding region runs from base 1 to 207 and encodes 68 amino acids.
AUGGCUCAAACCCUCGAGCAGCGACGGCGCAACGCCAAGUUCGUCAAGGACCAGGAAGCCCGCAGAGGCAAGUCCGAAGAUCAGAUCAAGAAGCGCACCAAGGAAGCUCCCAAGUCGCCCAUUUCCAUGUUCUGGCUCGUCCUGCUUGGUUUCGUCAUCUUUGGCGGACUUGUAUUUGAGGCCUUGUCGCGCUUCUUUGGCCUGUAA